Molecule: messenger RNA, 5682 nt
Organism: Drosophila subpulchrella
Lineage: Eukaryota; Metazoa; Arthropoda; Insecta; Diptera; Drosophilidae
Product: serine/arginine repetitive matrix protein 2-like
Exons: 7
Coding region: 387-4865 (1492 amino acids)
Source: RefSeq, a predicted model, not a curated record
CUCGAAGUGACAUACCAUCUUAAAAAUUUUUUAAGUUCAGUUGAGUUCUCCCUAGAAAUAUUUCGAGCUUGUGUAAGAUGUUUACAGUGGAUGCAGGUGCAGAAUCAGUAGUACCUAACGAGACUCCAGUAAAUAGCCACUCCCUUGUGUUCGGGCUGCUCGCGGCCCAUGAGUGAAUACCAAAAGUUGCGCGUCACCGAAACCUUUCGAAUCCUGGCCAUCCUGCCCAGCUCUGCAGUACAGACACCUCGAACAACGGGCUGCCUACAUCGCCCUAAACUAGUCCGCCUAAGAGCUCACGCCCACGACUGUGACUUAAAGUUAGGAUCUAGCUAUCUCAUUACUUGCUAUUUCCCUGGAUCGUCGACCACCUAUCAACUGGAAGCAUGCCAUCUAAGAGGCAUCUAGAGAAAAGAGGCCGCCGUCGCCGCAAUGUCGUUCAGCUCAACGAUUUCUUGCGCGGCGAUGACGUGCACUUCCAAGAAACAACACCAUCUUCCAAUCAGUCCCAGGUCCAUACCAAUGAAUCCAAUGGAAACGCUCAAAACGCGAGCUCCAUAGGCACCAUCCCAUUGAGUGGCCUAGUCGAGAGCGAUGUGACUCCUGUUGUGACAACACAGCAGAGCGAUGAUCAUGAGAAGGCAUCACCUUCAGUGCAGAAAAAAAAUGUUAAACCAACUGUGAACGUCUGGCUAUCGGCUGGGGAAAACACCCAGCCCGAUGGCAACUAUAACGUGGAUACAGAGGAGUAUCCGGAUUUGGGAAUGCGUUCGAGGCGGUGCAAGCAAUCGACACCACCCUCUCCAAAUUUAGAUCAUAAUGAAGCCAUCUCUUCGCCAAAUGGUCAGCGUUUUCGAGGUCGUCGCGGUCGCACUAUCGAUCCGCCAGUUCUGGCUAACUUCCUUCCGGAAGCGGUGCUUCCCACAGGGGCCAACAACAAGCAGCAAACUGUGGCCAAGUGGGUGGCGUCAGUGCGUCCUGGUGACAACGAUCAGACACUUGGUUCUACUCCAAGCAAGAUCAGUCUGCUGAAAAGGGAUUCUGCCCAACAACACGAGCGAAAUGCUGGCCAGUCCCCUCAGAAGGAAAAGAAAAGUGCACCAAAAACUAAAGAGCAACAGAAAGAUACUGGUACUGCCAAUCAGCAGCAGCAGAAGUCUCCUGACAUUGUCCCACAGCAGCAGGGAAGGGGCUCAGCCAGUCCUUCAGCAGAGCAGCAGAAAAGUCCUAUUAAUUCUAUUUGGCAGCAGCAGAGGAGUUCGGGAAAUGCUCGCCAACAGCAGCAGAGAAGUCAAGGAAAGUCUUCCCAACAGCAGCCGAGGAACUCAGCUUGUUCAGUUCAGCAACAGCAGAAGAGUACUGGACAUACUUCCCAGCGACAGCAGCAGAAUCAGCAGCAAAAGUCUCCUGGCAAACUUCAUCAGGAAAACCCGAAGAACCCUUUGAGUCCUGCCAAGCAGCAGCAGCCGGCGUCUUCUAGCAAUCUUUUGCAGCAGCAGCACAAGACUCCUGGCAAUGCACCGCAGCCGCAGCCGACGUCUUCUGGCAAUCCCAUUCCGCAGCAGGCAAAGUCUCCUCGCAAUCCUUUGCAGCAGCCGCAGAAGUCUACUAGCAAUCACAUGGAACAGCAGCAGAAGGCUUCUGACAAUCCUUUGCAGCAGCUGCAGCAGUCUACUAGCAAUCACAUGCAAGAGCAGUCGAUGUCUUCUGGCCAGCCCUUGCAGCAACAGCCAAAGUCUCCUCGCAAGCCUUUGCAGCACCCGCAGAAGUCUAGUGACAAUCACAUGCAACAGCAGCAGAAGACUUCUGGCAAUCCUUUGCAGCAGCCGCAGAAGUCUACCAGCAACAACAUGCAACAGGAGCCGACGUCAUCUGCCCAUCCCUUGAAGCAACAGCCAAGGUCUCCACGCAGUCCCAUGCAGCAACAGCCGAAAUCUCCUCGCAAUGUUUUGCAGCAGCCGCAUAAGUCUACUGGCAAUCACAUGCAACAGCAGCCGACGUCUUCUGGUAAUCCUUUGCAGCACCAGCCAAGGUCUGCCUUGCAGCAGCGUCAGAAGAGUCCUGGAAAGUCUUUGCAACACCAGCAGAAAGGUCCUGGAGGCACUUCUCUGCAGCAACAUCAGAGGAGUCCUGUCAGGCAACAGCAGCCGAAGAGAUCCGGCAAUACCUUCCGCCAGCAACCGAAGAGUCCUGCCAAGACACCGCGUGAUGACGAACACGUUUCUUCGAUCACAGUCCCCGUCCUCACCGAUCAGUCCAGCCAGCAGCCAACUCAGCCGACUCCAUAUUCUGGCAACAACAGCGCCGACUAUGAGGACGAUGACGUGGUGCCGCCGACACCAAUCUGUCAAAGCCAAAGGCUCAUGUCGUGGAGAUUUCCGCGCAGCAACAAUAACCUACGGCUGGUGCGAAGCCUACAGUCGAUAAGCCAACAGUUUAUGCAGUCCUCGCCGGAGGAAUCGCAGGAGGAACAGGCGGUGCCGCGCCAGCUGCAGGCAUAUGUACAGCAGCAGAUAAGCCCGCACCAGGUCAAGCGACUGCCAGCAAACCAGCCAAUCCGUCACAUACGACAGUUGGCCAUGCGCAGCAUGUUGAACUGUAACGCUCAGGAGUUCCGGCCAAGGCAGCACCGUGUGGCCGGCGGAUCGAAUCAGCAGUCGCGAAUGGCCUUGGGGCAGCCAGGAGAAGAAGUACAACGAGUAGACUCCUUAUCCCGCCCGUCCAGAUUGAGCAGAAGACGCCGUCGCCAGCGAUUCCUGCGCUCCUUACAUAGUAAUUCAUCGCAUCAGUUGCUCACGCGCACACCGAGUGUUGGACUGCUGCCCACACCCGUGAUUCAGCCCAGAUGCAACUGUAGUGCACCGGUUUCGGCCCCAGUAUACCAAUGCACUCCUGCAACUGCACCGCGAGCGCAAACUCUACGGCAACCUCAGGCGCAACCCCUACAGCAAUCGCUGCCGCAACCCGUUCAGCAACCCGUUCUGCAACCCCCACCGCAAUCCAUACAGCAAUCCCAAUUCCAAUUCCAGUCCCCAACCCAACUCCAACUCCUGCCCCAAACGCAAGUCCAGGUACAACCAUCAGGCAGCGUACCAGUCCAAGUGAUGAUACCACCAGAAACGAUCAAGGUAAAUACCGGCAACAAUCCGCCGCCCUUUAUCUUAUACAAUCCGCAAUCGGGGAACAUUUGGAGCCACCCGACACCACAGAUUCCCAUCGAAAUACAGAGCAGGAAUGCCAGCCAGUCGGUUUUUCGGCUUGCCAGCCUCCCUUGCACUGGUGUGGGCACCCCCAAUACGGAUUUCUUUACGGGAUGGUCAACCCCCAGCCCGCCCCACCACAGCCCGAACUGCCUCCCGUCCAGUAUUUCCGGGCCGAGCCAGUUGCAGUGGUCCCAUACCCUCAGUUCGCCCCCGCUGUUGGAGGACCACCAGUUGCAGGAGGAGCCGCUGGAGUCACGUAUCUACCAAGACGACGACCUAUUGUACAGCAGGCCCCUCUUGGAUAUGGACCGAGAGGAUACCCAGUCGGAGGAGGGCGAGGAGGAGGAGUAUCAGGAGUACCAGGAAUAUCAGGAAUGGGAGUGCGGAUCGGGGUGUCAGUCGGAGUUACAGGCCUCUCAGCCGCCGCUCGUCGACGGGCCUCACGGCGAGCCAGACGCCGUCAUCGUUGAGGACACAGGACCAUCGCUUGAGCGUCACCAUAUAUUCCGUGCCCCAUCGCAGCACGGUCAGGACUAUCCCAAGCCAGAUUUGAACUGCGUGCCGUCCAGCAUUAAGAAGCUAUAUCACCUAAUUUCGUCGCAAUAUUCCGACUACUCCUUUGUCUACGCACUUAGUGCUCAGCUCAGCCAAGAUUGCGUGCCCAUGGACUGCUAUGUUUACAUGAAGAUGGUGCUGCUGGCCAGCAUAGUGUCGAUUGAAACCGAGGAGGUGCGGGCUCCCAUUGCGCUUUGCAUCAUCGCUACCGACAGCCUUAUUGCAAAUCACCUGAUGAACAAAGUGGGCCAACUGGCUCCACGUUUCCUGGGACCUCACGACUAUGGACUGCACCCGACCUUCAGUGCCUUGCCCACGCGCUUCAACUGGAUAGUGGCCUGUCCCUUGCUGAUGGCCCAGCAAGGUGUUUACUACGUGGGAGACUGGACUCGCCUUACCAAGGAUCAGGGAUGCCAGCUAGAGAAGUGCAUCGAAAACGGAGCGGUGCCAGUGCCACAGCUGCAAAUCGAUCAGCCCUUGGAGGCAGCCGUCUGGACGCACUGGCAGCCGGAAAACUCCAGCAAUCAGACCCUCGUCCUCUCCAAAUUGUGCCCAAUAUUCGGCCUGCCCAUUUACAUGGGUGAUCAGGUCAGCGAGAGCCUCUGGAACUUAAUAAUCCACCAGCAUAGCGCAGAGGGACAACUUAAUGUAAACGAUGGCUUAAACAUUCACGAGGACGACAUGCGUAUGCUUAUCCAUCUGUUGCACCAGCGCAAAACCACCUUCAGCGAUGGGGCCCAGCGGAUGUUGCAAAAGUACUACGUAAUCUCCAGGAAGGAGCGACCGACUGUCUUUUCCAGCAAGACGUACAUUGUACUUAAGCAAUUCGCCGAAUCAUUUGCCAAACUGGCCCUACGACUGGAGGUCCUUGAAUCGGACGUUUGUGUAGCGAUCUUCCACUGCGAGCACUUUGUGCAGCGUGUUUUCGGGACCAACGAGCAACUUGCUCCGCCGGCGGUGAUCACCUUCAGUGUGAUCGCCCGCAUCGAUCCGUACAUGAAUGAGUUCGCACGCUGGCUGCUCCAGUAUCUGGAUCGCUAUGAGGACGAGGACCUGGGAAUACAGCCGGACAAACGGCGACGCACCGAUAGCUGGGGCAUGCCCUAAGCAAUUGGGGGAAAAUACUAUACUCUUUAGUACUACUCGUAGAUUUAUGACCAGUGCUCACUGAAACAUUUUGAAUACGUUUUUGUAGUUUUAUACACAUGAAUUUACAACAUUUGUGUUUGUAAACAAAAUUGGCCCUGGGCCCAGACAAUACUACCUCAAAUGUAUUCACUAUUUACGUAAAUCGAACUGCCUGAAACGUUCUCAAGCAACGUCAAAAUUUGUAAACAUCACUUUUCCACACCUUUCCACUUGAUUCAUUCGGUAUAUGUUUUGUGUAUAUCGCCUAGCAAUCGCGGAUAGCUCUUAAAGUUCUAUGCGCGAUAAUCAAAAGCCUUCGUUUGAAUAAUCUUGUAUCGGUCUGUUAAAUGCUGUUAAUCCAACCAACUUUUUGUCAUCUUUCGGAAAACUAAAAUUCUCGUUGGUAAAAAUAUGUAAAUUAAAUGUGUGGCCAAGAGAAUACAUUCUUUUUAUUCAUACGUCUAUAUAUUAUUAAUGUGAUAACGGAGAAUAUUUCUCGGGAUAAAUUCAAACCUGGUAUUAGCUUUAAUACAAGCUGUGAAUAGUUGUUAAAGCCCUAUUAUUUGUAAAGGGCUACAAAACUUUUUUUUUUGAAAAAUAUUUAAAUUAAAUGUGUGACCAAGAGUAAACAUUUUCUUUUUAUUUAUAGACCCUAGAUAUUAUAUAAUGUGAUAAUGGAGAUUAUUUUUUAGGACAUAUUUGAACCUGAUAUUAACAUUAACAUGCUGUGAAUAGUUCUUAAAUAUUUUUUUUGUAUACCUAUAAAUUUAAGUUCCUUAAAGAAGGAAAAAAAUAG